AUGAGUAUUUUUUUCAAGUCGCCAAUUGAUAUUGAGAUCCUUUUUGACAAUGAGGAAUCUCGCAAACAUGUAGACAUUGCAACAAGACCAAGUAAUUCCGGUUAUAAAUCAAUGAAAGAAAGCCUGCCCGUCUAUGAAGAUGGCGAAUCCCUCGGUGGAAUUGUUACCUUGAGAGUCCGGGAUAGUAAAAAGGUAGAUCAUUUGGGCAUAAAAGUGUCCGUUAUUGGAUCCAUCGAUAUGUUAAAGUCACAUGGCAGCGGUAAUUCUUCUUCCAAAAAAGUUACGUCUAACACAUCAUCUUCAUCUUCUAAUGGCUCAGUAGACGUACGGAAGAAUUCUGUUGAUCAGUUUUUGUGCCAAAGCUAUGACCUUUGUCCUGCAGGUGAAUUACAACAUUCUCAAAGCUUUCCAUUUCUAUUCAGAGAUUUAAGUAAAAGAUACGAAUCCUAUAAGGGCAAAAAUGUGGAUGUGGCAUACUAUGUUAAAGUAACCGUUAUGAGGAAGUCCACUGAUAUCUCGAAAAUAAAAAGAUUUUGGGUCUAUCUUUAUAAUAGUAUAACGACUGCGCCAAAUACCCUUUCCGCGAAUGAGACACAGGCAAACCCGAAUGAUAAUACCGGUGAUGAAAAUGCAGCAAAUAGUGCGAAUGAUAAUACGCAGAGAAAGAGCACCCAGGGUGGGGCGGCAGACGGCAAUCAGGUUUUGCCAGUAUCACAUUCAAAUAAUGAACCCAAACCCGUUAGAUUAGAUAUAGGUAUAGAAAAUUGCCUUCACAUUGAGUUUGAAUAUGCCAAAUCCCAAUACAGUUUGAAAGAAGUUAUUGUAGGACGUAUAUAUUUCCUUUUGACGAGACUAAGAAUAAAACAUAUGGAAUUAAGUUUAAUUACAAGAGAAUCUUCCGGCCUUCAGACUUCUAAUGUCAUGACAGAUUCCACCGCUAUCCGAUAUGAAAUAAUGGAUGGUUCUUCAGUGAAAGGUGAGACCAUACCUAUAAGAUUAUUCUUAAGCGGGUAUGACUUGACCCCCAAUAUGAGCUGCAAUUACUUUAACGUCAAGAAUUAUUUGAGUCUAGUUAUUAUCGAUGAAGAUGGCAGAAGAUAUUUUAAGCAAUCAGAGAUUACAUUGUACCGGACCCGAUAG
Molecule: messenger RNA, 1140 nt
Organism: Saccharomyces paradoxus
Lineage: Eukaryota; Fungi; Ascomycota; Saccharomycetes; Saccharomycetales; Saccharomycetaceae
Gene: PEP8
Product: retromer subunit PEP8
Exons: 1
Coding region: 1-1140 (379 amino acids)
Biological process (GO): retrograde transport, endosome to Golgi; intracellular protein transport
Cellular component (GO): endosome; retromer complex
Source: RefSeq, a predicted model, not a curated record